Messenger RNA from Brassica oleracea var. oleracea, 2794 nucleotides. RefSeq names its product potassium transporter 6. The record is from RefSeq and is a predicted model, not a curated record. The coding region runs from base 198 to 2561 and encodes 787 amino acids. Gene Ontology annotation, cellular component: membrane. NCBI's taxonomy places the organism in Eukaryota, Viridiplantae, Streptophyta, Magnoliopsida, Brassicales, Brassicaceae. Gene Ontology annotation, molecular function: potassium ion transmembrane transporter activity. Gene Ontology annotation, biological process: potassium ion transmembrane transport. The transcript has 6 exons.
UAGGAUCCUUCCUUUUUCAAAAAAAAAAAUUCUCUCCUUAACCAUUCUCUGUCCCUCAAAACAGUUCAGUUCUGUCUGGUAAUAAAAACAAAAUCCUGAAGUCAAUUUGCUUCGUCAAGAUUCGCUUUUUUUAACAUCUCUACUCUCUUAAGGAUUCAUGGACUUCUCGAACUCCUGAGUCUCCCCAGAAACCCACCAUGGAUAUCGAAUCCAGAACUUAUCAGAACACCGUCAAGAAGGAAUCAUGGAGAACGGUGCUGACAUUAGCCUAUCAGAGCUUAGGAGUCGUGUACGGAGACUUGAGCAUCUCUCCUCUUUACGUAUUCAAAAGCACCUUCGCGGAAGACAUCGAACACUCCGACUCCAACGAAGAGAUCUUCGGCGUCUUGUCGUUCAUCUUCUGGACCAUCACCCUCGUCCCUCUCUUCAAAUACGUCUUCAUCGUCCUCAGAGCCGACGACAACGGCGAAGGAGGCACCUUCGCUCUCUACUCCCUCCUCUGCCGUCACGCCCGGGUCAACUCGCUCCCGAGCUGCCAGCUGGCCGACGAGCAGCUCGCCGAGUACAAGACCGAGUCGCCGUCGGAGGAGGAGAUGGGCCCUCCGUCGGGGUUCGCGGCGAGGUUGAAGUCGACGCUCGAGAAGCGGAGAGUGCUGCAGAAGGUUUUGCUCGUGCUGGCUUUGAUCGGGACUUGUAUGGUGAUUGGUGAUGGUGUCCUAACGCCUGCGAUUUCCGUUUUUUCUGCAGUAUCAGGUGUUGAGCUUUCAACGGCCAAGGAGCAUCACAAGUAUAUAGAAGUACCUGCUGCUUGUGUAAUUUUGAUAGGUUUGUUUGCGCUCCAGCACUACGGUACACACCGAGUCGGGUUCUUGUUCGCUCCGGUGAUUCUGCUGUGGCUUAUGUGCAUAAGCGCCAUCGGUGUUUACAACAUUUUCCAUUGGAACCCGCAUGUGUACCAAGCCCUCUCUCCUUAUUACAUGUACAAAUUUCUCAAGAAAACUCAGAGCAGAGGUUGGAUGUCCCUUGGUGGGAUCUUGCUCUGCAUUACAGGCUCAGAAGCGAUGUUUGCUGAUCUCGGUCAUUUCUCUCAACUCUCCAUCAAGAUUGCUUUUACAUCACUUGUUUACCCGUCUUUGAUACUUGCUUACAUGGGACAAGCAGCUUAUCUAUCUCAGCAUCAUGUCAUCGACACCAGUUACAACAUUGGGUUCUAUGUAUCUGUGCCAGAGAAACUGAGAUGGCCUGUUCUUGUGAUCGCUAUACUCGCUGCUGUUGUUGGAAGCCAAGCCAUCAUCACCGGAACGUUCUCCAUCAUCAAACAGUGCUCUGCGUUGGGAUGCUUCCCCAAAGUGAAGAUUGUUCAUACGUCGUCGAAAAUCCACGGUCAGAUCUACAUCCCUGAGAUCAACUGGCUCUUGAUGGUCCUUUGCUUAGCUGUCACCAUCGGGUUUAGAGACACUAAGCGGUUGGGUAAUGCUUCAGGUUUGGCGGUUAUAACCGUUAUGCUGGUGACGACAUGUCUGAUGUCACUAGUGAUCGUGCUCUGCUGGCACAAGAACAUCCUCUUCGCUAUCGCUUUCGUUGUUUUCUUCGGCACUAUCGAGUCGCUCUACUUCACGGCUUCGCUCAUCAAGUUCCUCGAAGGCGCGUGGGUUCCAGUCGCCCUCUCCUUAUGCUUCCUUGCGGCGAUGUGCACGUGGCACUACGGGACGCUCAAGCGUUACGAGUUCGACGUGCAGAACAAAGUCUCGGUCAACUGGCUCCUCAGCCUCGGCCAGACGCUGGGGAUCAAACGCGUCCGCGGCGUCGGGCUCAUACACACCGAGCUCGUCUCCGGCGUCCCGGCGAUCUUCUCUCACUUCGUCACCAACCUCCCUGCCUUCCACCAAGUGCUUGUUUUCCUCUGCGUUAAGUCCGUCCCGGUCCCGCACGUCCGACCCGAGGAGCGGUUUCUGGUCGGACGCGUGGGGCCGAAACAGUACCGGAUGUACCGGUGCAUCGUGCGGUACGGGUACCGGGACGUCCACAAAGACGACAUCGAGUUCGAAGGAGAUCUUGUGUGCAGCAUCGCUGAGUUUGUCCGGUCUGAAGCUGCGACCGCGGUCGUUGCGGAGACUAAUGGAGAUGAUGAUGAUGAUGAGAGAAUGUCUGUGGUCGGAACUUGUUCGACGUACAUGCAAGGGGUCGAGGAUCACGACGGGAGCGAUUCUGACGAUCCGGAUAAGCCCGGGACGUCAGAGAUUCGUUCUCCCAUGGCGAGGAAGAAGAAGAAGAAGAAGAGUAAGGUUAAAAAGAAAGUGAGGUUUAUCGUGCCGGAGACUCCGAAGAUAGAGAAAGAGACUAGAGAGGAGUUGAUGGAGCUAACGGAGGCGCGUGAGGGAGGCGUGGCUUAUAUAAUGGGAAACGCGUAUAUGAGAGCGAAGCAUGGGUCAGGGUUGGUGAAGAGAGUGGCUAUUAACGUUGUAUACGAGUUUCUUAGGAGGAACACUAGAGGUCCAAGAACCGCACUUACCUCGCCUCAUGCGUCGACGUUAGAAGUUGGUAUGAUCUACCAUGUUUAAAAGGGGUAUAUUCGUCUUUUUAUUUUGUACAUGGUUUUGGUGUGUGUUAAUUUGAAAAGUGAAAUAGAUUGUAGCUCAAGAAAUUUUGUAUUGUGGAAGGUUUUGCUAAAGGUUAACUCACUUCGAAUCGGAUAGAGAGUAAUUUCUUUUCUUUCUUUUAUUGACUUCUGAAAAAAAGCUUUGUACAAAACAUAUUGGUGUAAUGUGCAUAAUAUAGUAUUAUUUUAUUUAAA